Coccomyxa subellipsoidea C-169 is the source of this 471-nucleotide messenger RNA. RefSeq lists its product as hypothetical. Gene Ontology annotation, molecular function: dioxygenase activity. Gene Ontology annotation, biological process: DNA repair; DNA alkylation repair. Lineage: Eukaryota; Viridiplantae; Chlorophyta; Trebouxiophyceae; Coccomyxaceae. Gene Ontology annotation, cellular component: nucleus. The record is from RefSeq and is a predicted model, not a curated record. Bases 1 to 471 code for a protein of 156 amino acids. The transcript has 4 exons.
AUGGGGCGGAGGGUGAUGCAGCCGCGCCUCGUUGCCUACAUGGCAGACCAUGCCGGCCUGUCUUACACCUACUCUGGAUCUUCAAUGACUCCCUUGACCUGGAACGCGGCAGUGCUGAGAAUCAAGGAAAGAGUGGAGGAAGUUUCUGGAGCCACAUUUAACUCGUGCCUGCUGAACUUUUAUAGAACCGGCAUGGACCAUCUGAGCUGGCAUUCAGACAACGAACCCCUGUACGGCAGUGGCAGUUACACCAUUGGAUCGGCCUCCUUUGGUUCGGCCCGAGACUUUGUCCUACGGUCCAAUGCUGACCGGAGCAAUAAGAUUACUUACCCACUUGGCUGCGGCGAUGUGCUUGUCAUGAAGGGCACUGUGCAGCAGCACUGGAUGCAUUCUAUACCACGAAGGACACGGGUAUCCGGUGGCAGAAUAAGCUUGACUUUCAGGCAGAUUGUUAAUCCUGAGCUGUGCUGA